AUGGAACUUUCACACAAAUGGUUGCCCAAGAAUCUAAUCCGUAUCAUUUGUAUCUCCGCAGCCACCAGGGAGUCGGCCUUCGUUCACGCCAUCGCCUCGGCCGGAGUGGCAUUUGCCGUAACCCGGGCCUGCGCGGAGGGCUCGGCCACCAUCUGCGGCUGCGACAACCAUCACAAGGGCCCCCCGGGGGAAGGCUGGAAGUGGGGGGGCUGCAGCGAGGACAUGGAUUUCGGCAGCAUGGUGUCUCGGGAAUUCGCCGACGCCCGCGAGAACAGACCGGACGCCCGAUCCGCCAUGAACAGGCACAACAACGAGGCCGGGAGAACGUCUAUCAUGGACCACAGACACCUGAAAUGUAAAUGUCACGGACUCUCCGGAAGUUGUGAGGUGAAGACGUGCUGGUGGUCACAGCCAGACUUUAGAAUGAUCGGCGACUAUCUCAAGGACAAGUACGACAGCGCUUCGGAAAUGGUGGUGGAGAAGCACCGAGAGUCUCGCGGUUGGGUCGAGACUCUAAGACCGAAAUAUACUUUUUUCAAGCCGCCUACAGAAAGGGACCUCAUCUACUACGAGAGUUCACCCCAACUUUUGCGAACCCAACCCAGAGACUGGAUCGUUCGGAACCCGAGAUAG
Molecule: messenger RNA, 633 nt
Organism: Staurois parvus
Lineage: Eukaryota; Metazoa; Chordata; Amphibia; Anura; Ranidae
Source: the annotation of a GenBank genome assembly